UCAACCUUUCAAAAGUUGUUGAAGUUCAUUUGAGCCGAUUUCCCCGAGAAUCCGUUCUGAAACUCCUCUCCGUUCUGUUUCUUAGAAUUUCGCUUCCUCUCUUCGUUGCAUCUGAAUCUUUGAUUCUUCCAUAAAAUUUCUAGGGCACGAUUUCAGAAAUGUUUCUUACAACUUUGGCUGCAGAUGAAUGUGAUUUAGGGUUGCUGCGCCGGCGAGAAGAGGACAUGUUGCUCUCCUGAGAGGGCGAGUAGAGCUGGACGGAUAGAUUUGGAAUUUGGAUUUAGAAGAACAAGGAAUUCUGGGACAAUCUCCUCGGUGAACCGGCGAGAUUUUUCCUCCGAUGUUCAAUGUCCAACUCAACUUCAUCACCAUUUUCGAAGAGCCUCUGAGUCCUCUUCUUGAUGAUCUUUGACAACAUUAUUCAUCUUAUGUGAUGGUAAGCUCUGAAGAUCAAUGCAUUAGUCUCUGUUUUUCUUCAUGUCAUAUCUCUCUUGUCAUUGAUUCUUAGUUCUUCUUUAGUCUCGUUUUUUAUGGUACCCAAAUUCACUGGCUUCGUGCACCACUUUCUUGCCUCCGAUAUGCGACCACAAGUUCACUCCAUUCCCGUACAAGUUCUUUCCAAUCGCAUCUUCUCGCAUUUCUUCACCAUUUCUUCUAUUCUAACCCAUUCAACUCGAUCAAAUCUGAAUAAUUAUCCACUCUGUGGCUGUCCUCAUGAAGCAAUCAUCAGCGCUCAUGUUCAAUCUCAAUUACCAGAACAAUCCCUGAACCAUUUCAAACUAAUGGUCCUUAAAGGCCUUUGUCCGAGUUCAAACUCUUUCAAUAAUGUAUUGGGUUUACUUACUAAGUCAGGGGAUUUAAACAAAGCUUGGUGUUUUUUCAAUGAAUUUCUGGGGAGGACUCACUUUGAUGUAUAUAGUUUUGGGAUAAUGAUUAAAGCCUUUUGUGAAGGUGGCAAUGUAAGUAAAGGUUUUGAGCUUUUGGCUCAAAUGGAGAGGAUGGGUUUGUCUCCCAAUGUUGUUAUAUACACUAUUUUGAUUGAUGCCUGCUGCAAAAAUGGUGACAUUGAGCAGGCUAAAGUAUUGUUUUCGAAGAUGGGUGACCUUGGUUUGGUUGCUAACCAAUAUACUUACACUGUGAUGAUCAAUGGGUUGUUCAAGAAAGGAUGUAAGAAGGAUGGAUUUGAGCUUUAUGAGAAGAUGAAUCUUAUUGGGGUGUUUCCUAGUGUAUAUACUUAUAACAGUCUUAUUAACGAGUAUUGCAGGGAUGGGACAUUGUGUCUCGCAUUUAAGUUGUUCGAUGAAAUGCGUACAAGAGGAGUAUCGUGUAAUGUAGUCACUUACAAUAUUCUGAUUGGUGGAUUAUGUCGUAACAGACAAGUUCUGAAAGCAGAAUGGUUGUUAGAGCAAAUGAAACUAGCUCAUAUAAAUCCAUCUACUAUAACAUUUAACUUGUUGAUGGAUGGGUUCUGUAACGUUGGAAAGUUUGAUAAGGCCUUAAGUUAUUUUGAUGAGUUGAAGUUGAUUGGUCUGUCUCCAACUUCAGUGACCUACAACAUUUUGAUUGCAGGUUUCUCAAAAGCAGGAAAUUCUGCUGUAGUUUGUGAGUUAGUGAGAGAGAUGGAGGACAGAGGCAUUUCUCCCUCCAAAGUAACAUACACGAUUCUGAUGGACGCCUUUGUUCGAUCAGACGAUGUGGGGAAAGCCUCUCAGAUGUUUCAUCUCAUGAAGAAAGUCGGUUCAGUCCCGGAUCAGUAUACAUAUGGUGUUCUAAUGCAUGGUUUGUGUAUGAAAGGUAACAUGGUAGAGGCAUCAAAGCUGUAUAAAUCAAUGAUUGAGACGCAUCUACAACCUAAUGAUGUUAUCUAUAAUACAAUGAUAAAUGGGUACUGCAAGGAGUGCAACUCUUACAAGGCCUUGAAGUUUCUUCAAGAAAUGGUCAGGAAAGGAAUGACUCCAAGUCAGGCUAGUUAUAGUUCUACCAUUGAAGUCCUCUGCAAGGACGGGAAGUCGACCGAGGCGAAGGAGUUACUUAAAGAGAUGAUCGAGAACGGUUUGGACCCAUCGGAAUCUCUCUGUCGUAGGGUUGGUUAUGCCUAAUCUUGUGCAUAAAAAUAAGGGAGCUUUCAGUGAGACAAGGGAUAUGGAAGGUUGCAUUUCUGUUAUAAGAAAACUGUGGCUGUCUUGAACUUGGAAGCUAAAUUUUGCCAAUUGCCGAGGGGAGGUAUGAGGAGCUCAUUUUCCUUCAUUAUAUCCUGUGACUACAAAAAUUGGUACAUAGGCAAUUAGUCAGUAUUGAAAGUUAAAGUGUCAUCAUAAAUUAUAGGUUAUAUAUAAUAUAAUUUUUGGGUCAAUUUUAUUAUUUG
Momordica charantia (bitter melon) is the source of this 2365-nucleotide messenger RNA. Its product is annotated as Pentatricopeptide repeat (PPR-like) superfamily protein. Gene Ontology annotation, molecular function: protein binding. The record is from RefSeq and is a predicted model, not a curated record. Lineage: Eukaryota; Viridiplantae; Streptophyta; Magnoliopsida; Cucurbitales; Cucurbitaceae.